This is a messenger RNA of Cinara cedri, 5188 nucleotides long. The record is from the annotation of a GenBank genome assembly. NCBI's taxonomy places the organism in Eukaryota, Metazoa, Arthropoda, Insecta, Hemiptera, Aphididae.
AUGCCUCAUAUGCAACACAUUGAUGAGCUUAUACGAGAAUAUUUGUUAUUCCGAGGUUUUACCAAUGCAUUAAAAUGGUUUGAUUUUGAUGUAAAACUUGACAAAGAUAAAGGAUUUAGAGUAAGUGUUAUUAUUAUAUUUAUGUAUUUGAUUAUAUUUAAAAUAAGGUAGUGGUCUAAUAUAUUGUGAUCUAAUAUAAUUUACUAAAAUGUAAAAAUGAAUUGAAUGUUAAUAAACAUACAUUAAUACAUAAUAUUAAAGUCUCUUCAAAAUGUAUAGUUUAAAAUAUAAAUAAUACUAAUUUCGCUCAUUAUAGGUCGAUAAAUUAGUUGAUCAAAUACUGCAGUUAGUAUAUUCCUAUGAUUUGUCUACAAUUAAAGAACUCUGGUCACAUUUUGAAAACAAAUUAUUUUCUAAAUUAGAUCAAGACAUAUCUUAUGGUUUGUUAUAUACCUAAAAUACAAUUAAUUAAUCAAAUUUACAAUGAAAAAAAUUGAUUUUAGCUGUUAAAAAAUUGGAAAAUAGUUUAUUCAAAUUUUACCUUAUUCACGCAUUAACCAAUAAUCGUUCAGACAAAGUAAAUGAGUUCUUAACAAAAAUGACAAAUGAUUUACAAAUGCAAAAUGAAUGGAAGGAUUGGUUUAGUAAGAUAACAUUAUUUAAAAUUUAUAUUAAUGACUUUAUUUUAAUUAUUUUAUUUUUUAAGUGUUGCCAUAUUUAAAAAAUAUUGAAGAUAACCCAUUGUUUGCUAUUUACUUUACCAAACAAUGGCAAGAUUCAUUUUUCAUAUCCCUACAUAAUUUUCUAUCAAUUGUUUAUCAAGUAAGUUCAUCAUUUUUAUCAUAUUACCUUUAUUUAUUAGUUGUUAUUUUAAAUGUUUAGAGUUAUUUUAAUUAACUUUUCUAUUGCUUAAAACAGUUACAUAAUAUUGAAAUUUCAUGAAUAUUUCUUAUUCAUUGGUUAAAUGUUUAAUUGUUGUACUUAAAUAUCAUAAUAAAUUAUAGACAUGAACCUACUUUACUUAUGAUAUAUGAAGUAUAAUAUUAAAUUAUAUAUAUUAAAACUAUUUACAAAUUUAUAAAUAAUUGUAUAAUAUUUAAAUAUUCAAUAAUCAACUAAGUAUUUUAAACUAUUAAACUAUUUGGUUUUUGAGUAAACAAAAUCAUAUUUUUUUUUCAGUUGUUUUUACUCAUAGUAGUAAUAUCAUGCAAUUUUAGAACAAUUUAUGUCAUAUGUUAAUAUAUAAUAUAAUAUUAUUAAUUUAUUAAAUAAGGUUUUAUCAAGUUUAUGACAAAAUGCACCCAUUUUAUAAUUUUAUUUAUUCUAGCUAACUAUAACUUAAUUUGAAAAAAUGUUAACUAUCACAUAACUUAACAUUUUUGAUAGAGGAAACUUUACUCUAUUCAUUAUAUUUAUGUACAAAAUAUAUCUUAAAAAUAUAAAAUUUUGAAAAUAUAAAUAGUGAAUUAGACAGAAUAAUAGAACAGAGAAUGAGUGUAGCAGAUGAAAAUACUAUAAGUGGAAUGAUUAGAGAAGAUAGGAUAAGGGAUAAUAAUGUAAAAGAAACCGUAAAUGUGGCUUCGAUUGUAGACAAAAUGAAAAAAAAAAAACACUAUUUUGUUCAUAUCACCAAGAGAGAGAAAUUAGAAGCUGUGAAAAUUGUAAUGAACAUAAACGUAGAAGGAAAGCGAGGGAAGGGGUAGACCAAAAAGAAGAUGGUUGGAUGCAAUUGAGAAUGAUUCAAGGACGGUUGGUGUAUGUGAGAAGAUGUUGGGGAUUGGGUCAAGUGGUAGUUUAAAACAAGGGUGGCCGACCUUAAAUUAUUGGUAUGAAGUCAAAGGAGAAGAAGAUUCAUUAUUAGUAUAGUAUUAGUAUUAUUUACUCUUAUUAUGCAAAUAUUAUUUAUUUUGAAUACACAAUUAAUAAUAAUUAGUUGUUUUUUAUUUAUUUAGAUUAUUCCACGUCCUAGUUUAUGUAAUUACGAAGAUGACGCAAACAAAAUCCGGAGACUUCAAGAUGAAAUUGAUACCCUUAAACAAAAACUUACUGACGGAGUUACUCAACCAAAAUAUAACACAGUCAGUGGAUCAUUCCAGACUCCACCUCUAGAUAUUAUUGAUGAUUUCUACACAGUUUCUCAGUAAUAAAAUUGUAUAUUUAGUUAAUAAUAUUUAAUUUAUUAAAAUAUUAUGUGAUUUUCAGGGAAACAAUAAAAAAUACUAACACUGAUGCAUCUAUAAAAUCCUUGAGAUCACUAAUUAGAACUAUUGGAGGAUUGCCUACUAGUCCUAUACUUGGUAAACAAGUGAAUACAAAACGUAUAUAUCAACCCAAUCCCACUACAGGUAAUUUAAUUAAAAUUUCAUUUACUUAUUAAGUAUUAUUAAUCAUAUUUUGUGUUUUAUUAAAGAAUAAUUAAUUUAAUUUCAGAUAUGGUUUACAAGAAACACGUUGCUACUAAUUCAAAACUCAGUACAAGUUUAUCAACUUCUCCUUCGUCUUACCUUAUGAUAAAACCUGGAAGUACAGGGUGAGAAUAUUUAAUUUUCUAAACAAAUUAAUAUAGGCUCAUUAUAAAUAAAAACCAAUUAUAGGAAUAUAAUAUUUAAAUUUUAGAACAGUAAGAUUAGCUUUAAUUACUAGCUAAUAUUAAAAUUAUAAAUUUAUUAGUGAAGGUAGCCGUAGAACAGUAUCAAAACGAUCAAUAUCUUUAGAACGUGAUUCCACCCGAAGUAGAGGUCCUCGAGAUGCGAGUUUAGAUAAUUUAGACAAAAGACAACAUAAAGUUCCUCCUUUUCUCUUGCUUAGCCAGGUUAAAUAUUAUAAGUAAUUUUAUGAAUGAUUAUUUAUACACUUUAAAAAAUAAUUAAAUUAUUACUAGGAAUCCUUUAAUGAACAUAAGACAAAGAUUACUCAAUGCUGGUUCAACUUGUCUGGUUCACUUAUAGCAAGUACAGAUACUGAUGGGUUUUUGAAGAUUUGGUCAGCUGCUCCAUCACCUAAGUACUUUAACAUGAAUAAAAUAAUAUUUAGUUUUGAUUACUAUCAUUUUACUAAUUUCUGCUUUCUAGAGUGAUAGGAUCAACUAAUUUGAAAAAAGUUGUAUAUAGUUUGGAUUGGUUCAAGACUAAUGAUCGUUAUGCAUUGCUGGGAUGUGACGAUUGUUCGAUAAUUUUAUAUGAUGCUAAAGAAAUGAAAAUUUCUUGGGAACUGAAUCCGUUUAAACAAUCAACAAAUUUAAAAAUACAAUGUGUUAAAUGUGGACCAUCCGAUUCUACAUUUGUUUGUUCUCUUGUUUCUAAAGAUAGCAAUAAACUACUUUUAUAUGAUAUCAAAACAAAAAAAAUUGAAGUAUAACCAUUGAUUCUACUAAUUAUUUUAAUUUACAAGAACUAUUCAAUAAAUAAUAAAUAAAAUAUAAUUCUAUAGAGACAACUUAUAUUGGGAAAUGAUGAUGUAGCUGUUACAUGUUGUGCUUAUAAUCAUAAUGGUCAACUAUUGUACGCGGGAUGUGCUGAUGGUUCAGUACGUACAGUUGACCUUAGACAUAGUGAAAUUGUUGAUCGUUGGACACCCCAUACUGAUCGCUUAAUGUGUCUUCAAUUGUCUCCUGAUCAUAAUGAUUGUUACACAUUGGGAGCAGAUAAUAAAGUAAUUUAAUUUCAUCAUUAAUGUUAUGUUAUUGUAUUUCCAUAGUAAAUACAAAUUUAUUUGGUCCUAAGAUUUGUCGUACUAGUAUGAAUGGUAAUAAACAGUCAUGUGUGUGGGAAGUAAAUGUUAAAAAAGAUAAUCCACUUCAACCCAAUGCAUACAUGAGUCAAGCAUUUACGUUAGAUCAGUCUGGUAGUUACAUGCUUCUCUGCUAUAGUCAAAAUAAUGGAGGAAAUAUAUUCAAGGUAAUAAAGUAUAGCUAUAUUUAUGGUAUGGAUAAGGUAUUGUUAAUACAUUAGUUUUGAUUAAUAUCAAUUGGAAUACUUUUACUAUUUGAAUAAUACAAAAAAAAUAAAACAAAAAACGUCCUAGGAUAAUUGUUACGGGUGCAGCCACUGUUAUAGGUAAUUUAAUGCAUACCUGUAAGCCACAAUAAACCAUUGCUUACGAAAAAAAAAAAAAGAUUCUGAAAGGAGUUCAGUUGAUAGUGAUGCUUUGUCAACUAUAUAAAUGUAAUUUUAUAGCAAAAUAAUUAAAUAGUCUAUAUAUUUUCUUUAAUAAUAUUUGUUUCAAGUUGUAUUGAUUUUCCCAUGUUUUUCACAUUUACUGGGAAAAUCGAAAAAUGACCUCUUUAAAGUACCUCCCUAUUAAAAUUUCCCUUUAGAAACAUUGCUAUUAUUAAAAUUUGGAGCAAAAUUGUUGGUAAAAAAAUUGUCCACAGAAAUUAAAAUCGUAAUUUAUAUUUAUUAUUUUUUCGUACAUUUCCUGUUUUUUUUUUUUGGUUUUUUGCAUUUGUUGAGAAAAUCGAGAAAUGACCUCCCAAGUACCUCCCCACACUGAUUUCCUUUCAGAAAAGGUGCUACAUGUAGAAAUCCGAGUAAGUCUUCUGAUAGAAAAAUUGCGCACAGUUAAAAAAAAAAAGGUAUCUUUGUAAAACUAUAAGCUUCUGCGCUUCACUCAUAGUCUAAAAUAAAUCACCUUUUAAGAUAAUUUUGAAAAUAAUUAAUAAAAAUUUGAGAAAACAAACAAUAUUUGACUUACAUUCAAAUUAUUUUAUUUUAACACUACUGAAUAUUAAAGUAGUACUGUUAUUCAAAAUAUUUAAUUAUAAUUUAAUAUAAUUAUUUAUUACUGCACAUUAACUAUUGUAGCAAGCUGGAUUAUAAAAUUAUCUCUAACAUAACUGAUUAAUGCUGAUACUUAAUUUAAAAAUAACAUUUUACAUUAAUCAUACAAAAGUUGAAAUGAAAAAUUCAGACAUGAACCAAUACCUUUAAAUACUUUUAUAAUAACGCAGUAUUUAGACAUUCAUUAUCCAUAAUGUUUAUAUAUGCAGUGUGUUUUGAGAAAAUAAUUUUUAUAUUAUGUAUAAUUUUUGAUAUAGAUAACAAGUACGGGAUUAAAUGUUGUUUUGUCACUGAAAGAACACCAAAGCAUUCCGAUUGUUUGUGAUUGGUCAUCUCUAAAUCAAUGUGGCACUUGUGUUACUGGUUCAGAUGAUGGUACAUUGUGUAUGUCUACACUUUUAACUCCGUAA